Vigna unguiculata (cowpea) is the source of this 1022-nucleotide messenger RNA. RefSeq names its product stem 31 kDa glycoprotein-like. The record is from RefSeq and is a predicted model, not a curated record. Gene Ontology annotation, molecular function: acid phosphatase activity. Lineage: Eukaryota; Viridiplantae; Streptophyta; Magnoliopsida; Fabales; Fabaceae.
CCUGGUCUAGUUACAUGCAAAAGUUGUAGUGAUAGCAAAAACAGUGAGAUAUGAAUACGAAGUUCUGUGUUUUGUUCGUUGUUGCUUUUCUGGUAACAUGGCCCUGCCAAGGCUCACACUACCAAGUUUUCCCUCUCCGAAUGAAAACUGGCUACAAUGAACAAUACCCAACACAAGUUUCAUGCGCAAGUUGGAGACUUGGUGUGGAGGCAAACAACCUCGUCAAAUGGAAAACUGUUCCAGCACCAUGCCAAGAACACGUCGCAGAUUAUCUUCUCGGCGACCAAUAUAGAUCAGACUCCAAAACCGUGUGCCGUGAGGCUUUCCUUUAUGCUAAAACCCUCAAUAUCACUGACAGAGACAUAUUUGUGUUUGAUGUCGAUGAAACUGCACUCUCUAAUCUUCAAUAUUUCGCUAACCAUGAUUUUGGGGUGGAAGAACAUAAUGCUACGGCUUUCAAGAUCUGGGUUUCCUAUGGGGAGGCAUUUGCACUGCCUGAGACUCUUAAACUCUACAACAAACUGUUGGAUCUUGGGAUCAAAGUUGUGUUCAUCACAGAAAGGCCACUGGAUCUGAAGGAUGUGACUGUUUCCAACUUGAAGAAUGUUGGAUUCUACAAAUGGGAGAAGUUAAUUGCCAGGGAUCCAGCCAUAUACUCUGGUAAACUAUCAAAUGCUUUUAAAUCUUCUGAGAGGAAGAAGCUGACAGAAGAGGGGUUCAGAAUCGUUGGAAACAUUGGAGAUCAAUGGAGUGAUAUUGUGGGAGAAAAAAGAGGGUUUAGGACCUUUAAGCUGCCAAAUCCCUUGUACUAUGAUUGAACUUCUAAGUCUCUAACUUUGCUCCUAACUAUGAAAUAAAGAUAAGUUAGGUCAUGAAAUAGGGACACACUUGUUACUGUUUCUGUGUCUUUAUGUUGUUGGAGCAUGUACUUGAACUAUGUGUUACCUAUGUAGAAGACUCAACAAUGUUGUUUUUUCCUUGGGUGGCUUUGAUGAAUUAUGAAAGUUUAUGUUCUAUUUCGA